AUGGGACGCCGGAGGACGCAGCGAGCAUGCGCGAGCGUUCCGAGCAUGCUCAGUAGCGCGCGCCGCUCCCCGGAGCUCCUCCGGCGAUCCGCGAGCGACGCGGAGGUCUGUGCGGCUGCUGCGGGAGCGACAGGAAGUGAAGCGGCCCUGCCGGGCUACCGCAGCGGCCGAAGCAGAGGCGGAAGGGGCGCUGCGGCGGCGACGACGUCGUCGACGGGGGCGGCCGAGGGAGCUGAGCGCGGAGGGGACCUUCCGGCUCCGAAGCCGGAUCCCGAGCCGGGCGGGAUGGAUCAUCACCAGCUGGCUACUGGCCGCUACCAGGUGCUUCACAAUGAAGAAGAUAAUUCAGAACCAUCUGCUAUAGAACAGCCAUCCACUUCACACCCAACAGCACAGAUCAUGCAGACAGCUCCUUCAGCACCAGCACCUGAAACUGAUUCUUCUCCUCCACCUUACAGUAGUAUUACUGUGGAAGUACCUACAACUUCAGAUACAGAAGUUUACAAUGAGUUUUACCCUGUGCCACCUCCCUACAGUGUUGCUACCUCUCUUCCUACAUAUGAUGAAGCUGAGAAGGCCAAAGCUGCUGCAAUGGCAGCUGCAGCAGCAGAAACAUCUCAAAGAAUUCAGGAGGAAGAGUGUCCACCAAGGGAUGACUUCAGUGAUGCAGACCAGCUGAGAGUGGGUAAUGAUGGCAUUUUCAUGCUGGCAUUCUUCAUGGCAUUUAUUUUCAACUGGCUUGGAUUUUGUUUAUCCUUCUGUAUCACUAAUACCAUAGCUGGGAGGUAUGGUGCUAUCUGUGGAUUUGGCCUUUCAUUGAUCAAAUGGAUCCUUAUUGUCAGGUUUUCUGAUUAUUUUACUGGAUAUUUCAAUGGACAAUAUUGGCUUUGGUGGAUAUUCCUUGUACUUGGCCUGCUUCUUUUCUUCAGAGGAUUUGUUAAUUAUCUAAAAGUUAGAAACAUGUCUGAAAGUAUGGCAGCUGCUCAUAGAACAAGAUAUUUCUUCCUAUUAUAGAGACUGCAUCAAUCUGACAUUCCCUUCUCUACCAAUGUGAAAUUGCAAGAUCAUCUGUAAACCUACAACUUAAAUAGAAGACUAUUAAAAGCAGAAGACAAAUUAGUGAAGAAAAGAUAGAGCUUCAAAAUUGAAUGGCAGGUGGUUUGUGCUUAAAAGCCAGUUCUGUUCAUUCUUUAAAUAUUUGUAUUUCAUUUGUUUUGCACAUUUGCGUAUGUGCCCAUAUAAAAUUUUGCAUAUACUUGAAAGAAACCAUAAAGUUGUAGCAGUAAAAUCCAGUCACAUUUGGUUAAUCAGUGUUUGAUACAAUUAAAAGAGCUGAGUGAUUGACAGUCUUCCAGCAUGUAAAUGCCAUUGACUUCUGACCUGACAUUUAGGAUAAUAAAAAUGAAAUUAUUAACCAUG
Messenger RNA from Lepus europaeus (European hare), 1419 nucleotides. It is a transcript of the gene NDFIP2, whose product is annotated as Nedd4 family interacting protein 2. Gene Ontology annotation, cellular component: perinuclear region of cytoplasm; endoplasmic reticulum; Golgi apparatus. Lineage: Eukaryota; Metazoa; Chordata; Mammalia; Lagomorpha; Leporidae. Bases 1 to 1014 code for a protein of 337 amino acids. Gene Ontology annotation, molecular function: WW domain binding. Gene Ontology annotation, biological process: metal ion transport; ubiquitin-dependent protein catabolic process; vacuolar transport. The record is from RefSeq and is a predicted model, not a curated record. The transcript has 8 exons.